CGUCGAGAGCUUCGACAGUAAUGGCCGCAUGACGAAACUUCCCCACCUACUUUCCUUUCGACCAAAGUCUCAGUGAAAAUCGCUGUGUGCGCACAUUGUCCACACUUUUCGGGCUGAAUUUACGCCAGAGACAACCAAAGAUGCGUGUCUGGACAUCAGAGCACAUUUUCGACCACCCGUGGGAGACGGUGACGAAGGCGGCGUGGCGCAAAUAUCCAAACCCCAUGAACCCGGCGGUGAUCGGCACUGAUGUCAUCGAACGGGAGGUCAAGGACGGCAUACUGCACUCACACCGGUUGGUCAGCUCCAAGUGGUACUUCCCCUCGUGGGCCCGAAAGAUCAUAGGUUCAGCCAACGUUUGCUACGCCAGCGAGUGGUCUCAGGUUGAUCCUGCAAAUAGGUUGAUGACCCUGAAAACCAGAAAUCUAACUUUUGGCCGCUUCAUCUCCUGGGACGAACAAAUGAGUUACAACCCACACCCAACUGACCCGGAAAAAACUCUGCUGCGACAAGAGGCGGUCAUAUCUGUCCAGGGAGUCCCUCUAACUAGUUACAUCGAGGAAAUGCUCACAAGCAGGGUAUCAGCUAAUGCAAGCAAGGGGCGGUUAGCAAUAGAGUGGGUAAUAAGCAAACUGGAUGCGGAAGUGAAGGAAAUCAAACAUGAAGUGAAAGAGUUCACAAGCCACGCGCGCAAAUCGACCGACGACUUCAUCAAGACUGCCAAGCUGUCGUUGGAUAACCUUUCAGCCAAGACUGAGGGCCAGCAUCAAUAGCAACAACUAAAAUUAUGCCAGCGGUGUGUCAUCGUGGGGGAUUACAAAUUUUGCGUCGUCUGCUCUUGAGUGAGAUUUGUGAUACGUACUUAUAUAUUAGCUGUAACGUGACUCAAAGCGUUCUCUGGCCCAGAAUUUGUGAUUCCUCGCGUGCUCAAGAAGCUGCUUGAAAAAAUACCUAAAACCGGAAGAGGUAUUUUAUUUGGAGGUGCUGGUAGUCUUGAAAACUCCAGGUGCGCGAGAACUGUAAAAAAUUAAAUAAGUGAAAAAACUAGGAUUUUACCAGCAUCAUGUCCAUGUAAAACUAUAACCAAGGUCUCAGUUUCAAACCAUUUUAAAUUUAAACUGUUCAUCAGUGUGUGCGAGCUCUUGUGUAAUGAUUUGGACAGCAAUUUGUCGGUGUAAACAACAGCAAAUUUUGACUCUGGAAAGUAAGACAAGAUUCUGGAGUGCGAGACAUUCCACUCAGAUCAAAUGACUAGCACGUGAGCCCAUCUCUUAGUACCAUGUAGUUGUGUUAGCCGGCUGUCGCUGGUCGUUAGCUAUGUUGCCCACUCUGCAUGUUGAUUAUGUAAUUUCUGAUUCCUCACAACUGCACAGCUGAUAAAGCGGGCACCACUGACCGCGUUGAUCGGCUUCACGUUGACUGUAGCGUUACAACAGGGAGCAAUGAAGAUUUCAGAUUUGUGUUACUGUGUAACAUACCACAAUAUAUAAUAAAUUAGAUCAAUAUGCUUGGUA
Cloeon dipterum is the source of this 1514-nucleotide messenger RNA. RefSeq names its product PRELI domain containing slowmo (gene slmo). NCBI's taxonomy places the organism in Eukaryota, Metazoa, Arthropoda, Insecta, Ephemeroptera, Baetidae. The record is from RefSeq and is a predicted model, not a curated record. Gene Ontology annotation, molecular function: phosphatidic acid transfer activity. The transcript has 5 exons. Bases 141 to 773 code for a protein of 210 amino acids. Gene Ontology annotation, cellular component: mitochondrial intermembrane space. Gene Ontology annotation, biological process: phospholipid transport.